Molecule: messenger RNA, 1839 nt
Organism: Vicia villosa (hairy vetch)
Lineage: Eukaryota; Viridiplantae; Streptophyta; Magnoliopsida; Fabales; Fabaceae
Exons: 11
Coding region: 106-1692 (528 amino acids)
Biological process (GO): DNA repair; DNA recombination; DNA replication
Cellular component (GO): nucleus
Molecular function (GO): DNA binding
Source: RefSeq, a predicted model, not a curated record
UUAUACUUGCUAUAUAUCAAUGACAUCCGUAUAGACCCUCCCAAACAUAUUUCUUUCUCCAACUUAAACCCUAAAAAAAAUCGAUUUUCUUUCUUUUCAUCUUCAAUGUCUCGCAGAACCGAUUUCAUACGUGAUGUUGAUGAUUCUAAAGAAACAUGGCGCCUUGCUGUUCGUAUCAACGAUAUCUGGACUGUCGUAAAUAGUAAAGGUGUCGAGCAUCUUGAGAUGGUUUUGAUUGAUUCAAAGGGAGAUCGUAUUCAAGCCUUGGUCCGUGGUGACCAUACUUCGAAGUGGAAGCAACUGCUGAAAGAGGAUAUGACCUGCGUCAUUAAUAAUGGGAAUGUUUAUGAAAAUGAUUUCCAGUGGAAGCUGUGCGAUCAUCCCAAAAAAUUUGUUUUCUUAAGCGGUACAACUGUUAAACCAAUUGACCUUAACAAUAUACCAUCUGAGAAAUAUUUCUUUAAAGAUUUCGCCGACAUACUCGCGGGGGGAUGUAACAUGGACAGACUUCAAGAUAUCAUAGGUGUGGUUGAUGAGAUUGAAAACUGCCAAUCCAAGACAGGAGGAAAAAAGAUUGUCAUUUCUUUUAAACUCAAAGAUUUGAGUGGGAACAUUGUAACUUGCACGCUGUGGGACACUUACGGAACCAGGUUUUUAAAUUACUAUAAUGACGAUUCAAAAUGUGGAGCAAUAGUCAUUGUUCUAACUCAUGCAAUCAUUAAGGAUUCUCAGGUCUCUAAUGGCUGGAGUGGCUCAAAACUGUUUAUCAAUGACGAUAUUGCUGUUAUCAAUGAAUUCAUGUCAAAGCUGUCUGAAUCUCAGAGGAAUGAAAGACCAUUGCAAUCCACUCAGACGAUGUCUUCUUGGUCUGGGUCAACCCAAUACACAACUAUUGAUAAGUUUGUUUAUAAUGCCAAAUGUAUGUCGCUAGCUGAAGUGGCAAAGUUAAAACAGGAAUCUGUGUGUGUAACUGUGGCUACUACUUUGAAAUUUGCUGUUUCCAAAUAUGGAUGGUUCUACUAUGGAUGCACCGGCUGCACUUUGAAGGCUUCUAAUCCAGAUAAUCCGUUUAAAUGUGGAUGUGGUGAAAAUGUUGUGAAACCUGUACCAAGGUACAAGGUUGAGAUUCAUGUAAUUGAUGGAGAAUCCAAGUUCCGCUUUGUAUUUUGGGAUACUGAUUGCUUUAAUAUCAUUGGAAAAACAGCCGACGAUAUGCGCAAAUCCAUGAUAGAGAAUGGUGAAGAUGAUCCUAUGGUAUAUCCAGACGAACUUGACGUACUUUUGAAAAAAAGAUUUGCUUUUAGAGUUAAAGUGCAGCCAAACUUCAAUCAAGGAUCCGUUCAGAAACUUUUAACAGAUGCAUCUUCUGUUGAUCAGAUUUUAGAAAACUACAUCAAACAGCAAGAUGAGCAAAAUAAAGACAUUGUAGUCAAUGAACCAAAAACACCAACAGAUACCUUGAAUUUCAACAUUGCUGGAAAGGAUCCAAGAAAGGAAGAUACCAUUGAUUUCUCAGCUCAUUCACUUUCGGCAUGUGGAGAAAAUGAACCCGAAAUCAACAGUACGGUCACCCCAACAAAGGCGAAGUCAACAAAUGCACCAGACGGUGAAAAUGAAUGUGAGUUUGUCGGAGCUACACAGUACUCGGGUACCAAACCCCUAAAAAAAGUGAAGAUAGAAGGAACCAACUGAUAUGUUGGUGAUUAAAAAAGCACUUACUUUAAGCAGAAUGUUCAUUUUCAAUUUCAUGUUUUAAAUUUUUGCUUAAUAUUUGGAUAAUCAUAUUUGGUUGUAGAAGUAUGUUCCUUUUCAAACUUGGUUUUCGAUAAGACCAUCCCA